AUUUGUGUUGGUGAAUUGUUGUAAUAACUCGUUAGAGCAUUGGAAUUGUUUUUUGAGAAUAGGAAUAAAAUUGAUGAUGAGCUUUGUGCUGAACACUAUUUCUGUGAGAGACUGCGCAGAGAGCAAACGAGAGAGAGAGAAAAGAGAGAAAGCUUUCUGGGCUUGUUUUCACUGCAGGAAUUUUUUGUUGCUAGGGCCAAACUGCAUUUUUAUAUACACGGCGGGGGCAACAAUCAAAAAGAAAGUACAACAGACACAAGCAGCAGCAGCCGUUGCAAGUUGCAUGUUAAAUUGUACAACAAAGUAAAAGGGGACACAAGUCAAUUGGAUUGGACCCGGAUCAACCGACCAACAUGUUGUAAAAUGCUUUUGCUUAGCCGGCUUGGCUGCGGCUGUGUAUGUGUGCGUGUGCGUGUGCGUGUGUGUGUGUCUGUGUCCUGGGAGCGACAUGUUCGUCAGCAGCUGGUGCCACAAUGUGAAUCUGAGCAGUCGUAAUUUGAUAAUUGCCCUGCUGCUCUGCCUGACGCUUGUCUACUUCAGCUACAGCUUCAAUGCCUGCCUGCUCAACAGCAUCAGCCGCAGUCUGCAGCAGAGUAACUUACGCAACUUGCUCGCUUUGCCUCAACGCAACGACUCCAAAGCUGCUGCUGCUGCUGCUGCCAAUUUGCAGCUCAAUCUCAGCUCUUUGGCCAUUUACAACAGCAGCACGGGCUUGCCGCUCGCUCGCAUUGAUGGCGCACCCAAGUAUCAGCUGCUGCGCCAGCAGGGAUUGCGUCCCUCGCGUCAUCUGCCGGACACGCUCAUCAUUGGCGUAAAGAAGAGCGGCACGCGUGCUCUGCUCGAGUUCAUACGCCUGCAUCCGGAUGUGCGCGCCGCCGGCUCCGAGGUGCAUUUCUUUGAUCGGCAUUAUCAGCGCGGCCUGCGCUGGUAUCGCCAUCAUAUGCCCUACACCAUCGAGGGCCAGAUCACCAUGGAGAAGACGCCAAGCUAUUUUGUUACCAAGGAAGUGCCACAGCGUGUUUAUCAUAUGAAUCCCGCCAGCAAAUUGCUGAUUGUGGUGCGUGAUCCGGUGACGCGGGCCAUCUCGGACUAUACACAGGCGGCCAGCAAGAAGGCGGACAUGAAGCGCUUCGAGCAAUUGGCUUUUAUCAAUGGCAGCUACUCGGUGGUGGACACCAAUUGGGGACCCGUCAAAAUCGGCGUCUAUGCGCGCUAUUUGGAGCGUUGGCUGCUGUUCUUUCCGCUCUCGCAGCUUUUGUUUAUCAGCGGCGAGCGUUUGAUAAUGGAUCCAGCUUAUGAAAUAGGACGCGUGCAGGAUUUUCUGGGACUGAAGCGUGUGGUGACUGAAAAGCAUUUCUAUUUUAAUGCCACCAAAGGAUUCCCAUGUCUGUUCAAGUCUGAGGCACGUUCAACGCCGCAUUGCUUGGGCAAGACGAAGGGCAGGAAUCAUCCGCAUAUUGAUGCAAAUGCAAUUGAACGACUGCGUGAGUUCUAUCGACCAUUUAACAAUAAGUUUUAUCAGCUAACUGGCAUUAAUUUUGCCUGGCCCUAAAAAUUAAAGAGACAGAACUCAGCGCGAAAGAGAGAGAGAGAGAGAGAGAUAUGUUGUUGUGGCAUUUGCAACAGACUGAUAUUGUUGUUUGCAUUUUUUGUAUACCUAACUAUAUAUACACUAUAUACACACACACACACACAUAGCUUUAUAUAGCUAUUAGCAGCUGAUUAAUUACUGCUCAAUUGACUUUAGUGCUCAAUUAAUAAAAAUCACACUCGCUAAACGCAAAUAAGCAAAACAGUUCCUUCUCUAUAUAAACACGCACAUGCAUGCAUAUUAGUAACUGAUACUAACCAAAUUACUUGGAUUAACUACAUACACGCGCGUAGAGCAAUUAGAGCUUAAAUGAAUUCCUACAACUUGCAGUUAGAGCAGCCAAAAAUGUUGAACUGACAGUUAACUAACACACACACACACACACACACACACACACACACACACACACUUUAGCUGCAUAUUCAAUUUAUAUUCAAAUUGCAUGUUAUAAACUUGGCUGGCAUAGCUCA
Molecule: messenger RNA, 2061 nt
Organism: Drosophila busckii
Lineage: Eukaryota; Metazoa; Arthropoda; Insecta; Diptera; Drosophilidae
Gene: Hs3st-B
Product: heparan sulfate glucosamine 3-O-sulfotransferase 6
Exons: 4
Coding region: 449-1552 (367 amino acids)
Molecular function (GO): [heparan sulfate]-glucosamine 3-sulfotransferase activity
Source: RefSeq, a predicted model, not a curated record